UUUUCUCGCUAAAAACACAUAUGCUAAUUGAAAUGUGAAUCAAUAGAACAAUAAACAAACAUGUGCAAUUAUCGAUGGCGACGCAAAAUGUCGUAAAAAAUAAGAGUUCAACGUAGCACAUAAAAUUAUAAACAAAAGUAUUUUGCUCUGGCUUGCGUUUGUGUUGCGUGUCUGCAAAAAAUUCGUCAUCAGCUGGUCGCGAGUCUCGAGAGUCUCCGAUUUGAGUCGUCACUGCAAUUACAUUUUACAGUUAAUUGUGUGACGUGCGCGAGAGAGCGAACAACAACAAGACAGGAGAAGGAAAAGAAAAAAACAAAUAAAGAAACACACUCAAACAAAAAAAUUAAACUGUGCUGCCCACUGCGGGUUAAUAAGCAAUAGUCAAACGAAAGAGGGAGCGAGUCACAAAAACACGUCGCCAUGGAGUCUGCGGACACAAUCAUGGAGGAGCAGAAGCUCAUGGCCGAGGCGAAGUAUCGCCAAUACAUGACAAACAUCGACAAAGCGCUGCGCAAUUUCGAAUACUCCAGCGAGUGGGCGGAUUUAAUCUCUGCCUUGGGCAAACUUAGCAAGGCCAUAUCGAGUAACACACAAUACCAAGUCAUACCGCGACGACUGAAGAUUGCCAAACGUUUGGCUCAAUGUAUGCAUCCAGCGCUACCCUCGGGCGUUCAUCUGAAGGCCCUCGAGACGUACUCAGUGAUAUUCAGCAAGACGGGGCCCGAGCGUCUCGCCCAAGAGUUCAUAUAUGGCGCUGGCCUAUUUCCGCUACUGGGCUACGCGGCAAUGAAUGUGCGACCCGCACUACUCACCAUCUACGAGACCUACUUUGUGCCGCUGGGUGACAAGCUGCGUCCAGCGCUAAGCGGAUUCCUCAGCGGUGUGCUACCCGGCUAUGACUGUGGUCUGGAUCACUUUGAUCGCAUCAGUGCGCUGCUGAAGAAUGUCUGUCUGGCUGUCAAUCCGAUGCACUUUUACACGGUGCUCUGGGAGUCGGUGGCGAAUAAUGCGGCCAUUCGGCUGCCUGCAAUUACCUUUCUGUUGGAGCACUUUAACAAGCGCCUGGACAUGCAAAAGCAAAUCUAUAUUAUGGGUCAUAAUCGUGAGAUAAUGAUGUCGGCGCUGUGCGCUUGCCUCAACGAUUCGUUGAUCUUGGUGCAGCGCAAUACUCUGGAGUUUCUAUUGCUCGGUUUUCCCAUGCACACACAGCUGUUGGAUGAGGAUCAGUUGGUGCUGCUGGUCACAAAUGGUUUAAACACAAUACUGAGGCGUGACAUGUCGCUGAACAGGCGACUCUUCUCGUGGCUGCUGGCCAGCGAGGUGACCAAGAGUUCGCCCACUUAUGAUACGCUGUCGCUGGACUCGACCACCGUCGAUGGGCAGAAAGAGGCGGAACCGUAUUUUGUGACGCAUUCGCGGCACAUCUUGAUCAGUGCCUUGGUCAGCACAUUGCGGCUGAGCUUGGCCUGCCAGCCCAUGGAUCUGAAGCCGUAUCGCAUUAUGCUGUCGCUGUUGGACAAGGCGGAGAUCGGCAGCGCCGUGCUGGACUUUGUGCUGCAUGACAUCAUACGCGCCAUGUACAUAUCCAGCAGCAAUGCGGACGCGCUCAAGUCGGCCAAUCUGCUCUUUGCCACCUUCGAUCCGGCCUACAUUUGGAGCUACAUGACCAACAUGUUUGAGCGCGCCUGUCAGCUGGCGCCAAGCUCCGCCCAGUCCAACAGCGAUGGCAAAUUUGCCAGCAUCGUCGGCUCCGGGGAUCCGUGUGUGCUGGAGAUUUGUGUGCUUACCGAAUUCCUGCUGGAGACCAUCUCGCUGGAGAUGUACACGGAAACGACACGCGUUUACCUGCCCAAGGUAUUCCUGGCCAUCACACAGCUGCUGUCGCUGCACAUGGAACGUCUCAGCAGCGAUGAGAUCACGGCUGCUCUGAAGCUCUGCAUGAAGAUCGUGUCCAGGGUUCAGCCGAUGAUCACCAGCCCCAUUAAACUUAACAAACUGAUGGAGCACAGCGUUUCUGGCUUGGAUGAGCAGACAGGCAAUGCCAAUGGCAGUAGCAAUGGCAACAGUGGCAGCUUCAUGGAGUCCGCCACGCAAUCGAAUGCACUAGAAAAGAGCAAAUCAGACUCACGGCUUAAUCAGUUUGGCGAGCACUCGCUGCAGAGCGGAGAGCCGAAUGACGAGGAGCUCAUACGUCGCUCCGCCUCCAAUCAGAGCGUGGUGCGGCACAGUCCCAAGAAGAAGGCCAAGUCUUUCUCGCGCCUCUCUGAACUGGACAAAGAUAUAAGCGCCUCGGAUACAGGCCAGCAAUCGUCGUCGGAUCUGGACACGCCGCGCAGCAUUAAGAAGAUCAAGGCCAAGGCCAAGGUGCCUUUCAUACGUAGCAGCCCGAAAAAGGCACGGCCCAAGGACAUUGUGCUGACACCCAAUGCAGCCACCGCCAGCGAUGUGCCUGACGAUGCCGGCGAGGAGCCGCCGAAGAGUGCGCCACCCGAGAACUGUCCGGAGUUUCAACUGGACGAUGAGCAGAGCAAGGCGACGCAGCAACGUGGCUUUUCCAUAUUGGAAAAAUGCAUACGACAAUACGAGAUCUUCUUCGAAGUGUAUUUGGCACGACAGCUGCUGCAAAUUGAAACUGCCGCCAGCUGCGUGGAUAUUGGCGCCAGCAGCGACAAGUGCGCUGUCAAGGUGCAGCUGCAACGCACCACCAGCCACACCUCAAGUUUGUUUAUGGUGGAACAAGUUCUAGAGCAUCAAUGUCCGCAGCGCGAGUCACAAAUCGAGCGAUUGUUUGGCCUGCUUCGAGUGGAUGUUGUGGCACGUUCCAAGCAGUUGCAACGCCUGUUGAAUCUCUCGCUGCCUACAGUCAGCGCCAGCGAGAUUAGCAGCGACAGCGACGCCACCGAAGAGCCACAGCAGAAGCUGCUCAUCGAUGCGCAGACACAGCGCAGUGUGCAGCAGCUGUCCGAGCUCCAGCUCAACUCAGCGAUGCGCUCGGCAAUCAAACUGUCUGCCAGUUUGCUGGUGGAGAUGUCCACGUUUCCCAACUGCAACAAGCACAUCAUACUGGACAAGAGUGAACCCGAGCUGCCUAAUUGGCUGAAGGUGUUGUGUCUGGUGGCCUGCUUUGCGCAGAGCGACAAGGAACUUCAAGUGGCCGCCAUCACAACGCUCUUCGAUCUGAUCAGCCUGUUGCGCUCGCAGAUCGAACACACGACCAGUCCAGGUGUUACAUUUGUGGUGAUGUUGCCACUGCUGAAGUUCGGCCACGUCAACUACUUGGAACAGCGCACACGCGUCUUUCAGCUGGUCAGUUCCAUACUGUGGGAUUACCUUGGCACCACGGGCAUUGAUCCCUCGCAGAUAGCAGCAUUGCUGCAUCAGCUGCACAGUUGUCUGGAGAGCGGACUCGUUGAGUCGGUCAUUGGCAAUCGUAUGCACGCUCAGCACUUGCUGCAAGCUCCGUCCCACAAUGGACUGGGAGCCGGUAACGCUUUGCGUAGCUUCCAACUGGAACGUGCCACAGAUGCCCAGCUGCUGUGUCCAUCUCCCAGCCUGGAGCGUCUGCGAGAAAGUCAGGCGCGCAGCUACAAAAAGUUCGAGCUGCUUUGGCAUCUGGGCAGAGAAAAGCAGAUGUCGCGUGGCUUCGAGAAGACGCUGCUCAAAGUGCUCGACACAUUGGCCCUGCCGCAUUACAUGUCCGAGCGCACCUUUGUCACCAAUUGGUUGCAGGCAUCGCUCUUGCGUGGCGAUCUGGCGCGACUGACCAAACCGCUCUACAAGAUUCUGCUAUCGGCCAGCUCCAAGCGUGUGGGCAUCGUGCACAUGCAGCAACUUUAUCGCGAAGCUGCCGAAGCGGAACAAUCCGCCUACGAUGAGACACCCGCAUUUGAGCGCGAUGUAUACGCAAUUAGCUCGGAGCAAGGCAAUGUCAAGUAUCAUCACAUGGAGGCGGCCAGCAGUGGCGGCAGCGUGGGUAGCGGCAAAAAGAAGAGCCCCAUACGCCAUUUGCCCAAGAAGAUCUUUGGCGUGACGCUCAGCGGUGGCAACAAGUCAAAUAAAACCUCAAAUUUUGUGAGCGACAAAGCGCCGCUUGCUAGCGAAGCUCUGCAGGAUAUAAAUACGAUUGGAUUGAUUAUUAAUCCGCUGGAGAAUGCGCAUGAUUUCGAUGACGAAACGGAUCUGGAGGAGCCACGCAUAGAGCUGGUGUCCAGCACGGGCAAAGAUGCGCCCCAAACGCCGCUCGAGCAGAAACUGGCCAGCGCCAUGGACGAAACGGAAUCGCGAGUGAGUGAAUCGCAGGCAGCGGCAGAGCAGGAGCCAUCAUUGCACUACGAUCAGGACAUUACUGACAACUCGGAGAGCAGCGACUUUGAAUCGGAUUCGGAGCUGCGUGAGACGAGCAUAGACAAAGAGGAUAGUUUGACAAUCAGCUCCAGUGCUGGAGGUGGCGCUGCCGAUGAUGUUAAGCGCUUUGUGGGUGACUGUGAACGAGUAACGGAAGCGUUGACGCAGCACGAGCGGAUCAAGAGUCGCAAGACGUAUCGUUUGACGCGCGAAAAGACGCCCGGCGACUCCAGUCUCAAUGAGCCGAACGAGGAGCAGCAGACAGCCAACCAGCAGGACAAUGAGCAUGCACUGCCAGCUGAUGAAUAUUUUAGCGAGGCGCUAUUGCGACCGCAAGACAAGAAGCUGGCCAAGGAACUGCGAAAGCGCAAGAAACUCUUGACGAGCAGCGACAAGAAACGUCUCAGCUGCAUCUCUAAGACCUCGACGGACAGCAAUCACAGCAAUCUGGCCGAGCACCUCGAAACGGAGGCCACAGCCACGCAUAGCGAGGAGGAACAGGAGGCGAGCAACAACGAGAAUAGUCAGCCGACCAUCAAUGUGGAGGACAAGCGACGUACGCUGAGUUUGGAGACAAACAAACUGCAGCCAGAUUGGCAAAAGACGCUGGAGAAGAGCAAACAGAAUGUGGAGAUCUUACGACAGAAUGCAGCAGCUGCAGCUGCUGCCAACGAAGAGCAACUGAGCAUACGUUCGUCCACCAAGAGCAACAGCUCGCUGAGCACAUUCCGGCACACGGAUGCGGCGCAGCUCUAUCACAAUCAUCUGUUGCUCUAUCUGGCCAUCUAUGACACCCGCCAGACGCUGUACGCGCUGCAGACACUGCGGAAUAUCAUCUGCUGUGAUAAGCGCACCUUUCUCUGUCUGUCCAUUACGACAUCGUUUACCAGCGGCAGCCUGAAGCAGCUGCUCAUCCGGCAUCGUAAGAGCAUCUCGGGCAAAGGAUUUGCGGGCAGCGUCAGCAACUCGGAGUAUGCCCAAGGCUAUCGUGGUUGUAUGCAUCUGGAGCUGUUGGUCACGCUGCUGCUGUUCUAUGCACGUGGCUAUUUUCAACGCGAAUCUCUGGAUGCCCAGCGGCAGCCGCCCACGCUGCAGGAUGUGAUGAACAAUCGACGCAUUCAACUGGAGAGCAUUGAGCUGCUGGCUGUCAUCUGCACUGAGCUCAUCGAGAUUGUCAAGGGCAUGGGACGUGGCCUCGCCUGCUACAUUGCCGAUCUGCUCGGCAGGGCCAAGCUGCAAAAAGUUAUGCUGCACUGCCUCAACAGUUCUGUCUGCAACUACGGACGCAAACCGUUGCAGCCGGGCAGCAGCAGCUAUGCCGAGCAGGUGCUCAACUUCAAUGAUCCGCAGGACGAUCAACUGCACGCGGAUUGCUUUCAGCUGCAGCUGCUGCGUUUACUUCUUGCAGUGAUACGGCUGGAGCACGAGGUGCAUCAGUUGCGUCAGGAUACGCCCAGCAAUGCGGCCAACGAGGAUAAUAACGCCUCGGGCAAUGCGUCGCCCACGCGUCUGGCUGAAGGUGCCGCCGCCAAUGUCAAAUACUUGCCCAACUGUCUCAUCAGUCAGCAGCCCAUGUUUCUGGCCGCCGUGCUCGGUGCACUGCAGCAGGAGCGCCUGCGGCACUUGCAUCGCAACUGGACGGAUCUAGUGACCAGUUCGCUGAACUGCUUCAGCUUCGGUUCGCUGACGAACAUUGUGAUCAGCGUGGUGCAUCAGUUGUGCAACAAUCUGGAUCGUCUGGCCCGACUUACGCUGCCACAACAGCGACACUUUCCGCCCGACUAUGUCAUCUCGCAGCUGGAGGCAUUGACCAUCCUGUGUCACUAUUGUCUGCUGGACAACACACAGCAGACGGCGCUGUCACAUCUCUUCAAUCAGGCCUAUCCACAGACCAGCGCCGCCGUCCAGAGUUCCAGCACUGGACAACUGCUCAACAGCAUUGUGCACUCGUUCCUCUCGGCCAGCGAGUCCACGUCCACAGCGUCAGCACCGCGCAAUCCUCAACUGCAGGCGGCACGCAAUGCGGUGCUCUCGCAUCUGCCGCGCAUCAUGACCAGCGUGGCAGCGAUUUGGGACAGCGAACUGGGUCAAUUGCGUCCCGUGCGGCAGCAGCUGUUGGAGUUCUUGUCGCCAGUCUCGCUACAUCAUGGCUGCAACUUCCUGGCUGCCAUUGCUGUCACCUGGCAGCAACGUGGCUGCAGCAACAGCAGCGCCAGCAAUGGCGCUUCGUCGACAACUUCUGGCGUUACGGAGCAGUUCCAGCGCAACUCCACGCUGCAGGCUUGUCCCUCACAACUCAGUCUCGUCUCUCUGGUGUCCAGCAUACGUGUGAUGCCCAUGGACUCGUUUGUGCAGACGCUGCAUCAGGUGGUCAAGUCACCGCCACCGAUUCACCGACCUCCGGCUCAACUGAGCAUUGAAGUGAGCGCCCUGGAGCUGUUCUAUUUCUACAUGAGAUCUGCGCCGGCGCCACAGCUGGCAGAUGCUUGGUCAGCCCUGUUGGUGCUCAUACGGGAUGGUCUCAGUCUGACGCCGCCAGCGCAGUUUGCGCUGCUGAUGCUGCUUAAUGAGUUCGUGCAGCGUUGCCCACAGAUGCCGUUCCCCGACAAGAAGGAGGUGCGUGAGCUGCACGACGUGACCGCGCGACUCGUCGAGUCGCUGUCCAGUGUGGCCGGUGCUUGUUUGGAGCAGACGACCUGGUUGCGUCGCAAUCUGGCGGUCAAGGAGGACACCGAUGGCCAUGCCAAGGACAACAGUUUGGGCGGUGGCAUUCAACAGUAUUCGCUUCAGGCGCAGAGCGUGCUGGCGGGCAUCUUGUCCAACCUGCUGGACGUGGCUUAUGGCUCGCAGGAGAAGGACAAGGUGGUGACCAUUGUGACAACGCUGCUGUACAACAUUACGCCGUACCUAAAGAAUCACACGGCCCGCAAUGUGCCCUUCUUCUAUGCGUGCUCUGCGCUUUUGGCCAGCCUCAGUGGCUAUCAGUAUACGAGGAAGGCGUGGCGCAAGGAUAUGCUCGAUCUGCUGUUGGACACUUCGUUCUUCCAGAUGCACAUCUCGUGUUUACCCUUUUGGCGUCAGAUCAUGGACAGUCUGAUGACCUAUGACAAUACCACAUUCCGGGAACUGAUGACGCGUGUGUCACUCUCACAGGCGGGCAGUCUCAAUAUCUUUGCAUCGCGGGAUCAAGAGUACGAGCUGCGGGCCAUGCUGCUCAAGCGCUUGGCGUUUGUCAUCUACUGCAGCGAAUUCGAUCAGCACAACAAGUACAUGCCGGACAUACAAGAACAAUUGGCCAACAGUCUGCGUCUGGUUCCGUUGGGUCCAUCAGUGCAAGCCGCCGUCUUCCUGUGCUUCCGUGUGCUGCUGCUACGCAUGUCACCCGACCACGUCACCUCGUUGUGGCCCAUUCUCAUAGCCGAAAUGGUGCAGGUCUUUUUGCAAAUGGAGCAAGAGCUCAAGUCCGAAACGGAUGAGCGCAGUAGUCAACAAUCGCGACUGUUGCCGAGCAUGGAGAUUCCCUGGUCGACAUCCAACUCCAGCGCCAGCAACGGCAUCAAUGCUCAGACGCCCAUGCAGCACUGGCGCUCAGUGCAGCUGGAGGCAUGCAAACUCCUCGAGCUGGGCUGUGUGCUGCCGGCAACAAAGCUGCCGCAUUUCCAAAUGUAUCGUUGGGCCUUUGUUGGCACGGAGUUCGAUGUGCACGAGGAGGUGGUGCCACUGCCGCUGCCCAAUGGCAGUGUCGAGAAUCUCGCCGCGUUGCCAAGUGCACUCUAUGUGCCGCACGUGAAACGUGUGUCGCGGCUUAUGGACAUGAAGUACACCAGCCACUCACCGUUGAUGCAGCGUCCAAAGAAUCGUCACUUGAUGCUGAGUUUCCAGCAGCUACAGUCAUUGCUUGAACUAUAUCCGUUCUUCUCCACGCUGGGAUUAAGUUGCCCCAACUCAUGCAAUUAUGCCGAUGCCGAGCAGGAUGUGGCCAAUUGCCUUCAGGAGAUUGAAGAUGUGUUGGCUCUUGAUUUUCUAGAGAAGCUACCGAGCAUCACCACGCCCAGAUGAAAACUGGUCGCGGCCUAUAGGCAGACGCAGGCGCACAUUCAGACCACAAGCAUGACGCAAUUCGAACUGGAACUGAAUCUGGGCGCUAACGGUCAAACGGCGCGCAUCGUGGCCGCCGUUCAGGCCAAACUGAACAGCCAAAAUGCCGAGACGAGCUUCACGCAGGCCACCAAGAAGACAAACUUUCCAUUUUACGUUUAAGCAGAGCCAAGCAAGCGCCAAGCGAUAUGUUAGCUGUAGUUAGAUAGAAAUGAUAAAGUUAAUAGCCAACCGAUUUCGAUUCCGAUUCUGUAUCUGUAUCUUUAUCUCUGUAUUAAUGAAUAUCGUUUUAACUGUUGAGUCAAAGUUGAAGUCGAAGAGAAUGUCC
Molecule: messenger RNA, 8770 nt
Organism: Drosophila albomicans
Lineage: Eukaryota; Metazoa; Arthropoda; Insecta; Diptera; Drosophilidae
Product: protein dopey-1 homolog
Exons: 11
Coding region: 421-8403 (2660 amino acids)
Biological process (GO): Golgi to endosome transport
Cellular component (GO): trans-Golgi network; endosome
Source: RefSeq, a predicted model, not a curated record